AUGUUUAAAUAAAAGAUAUUUUCCUUACCAAAAAAAAUAAUAAAAUAAAAGAUAUUUUUUUAAAAAAGUUAAAUUACAAUAUAGUACGAAUAGAAAUAUGAUUUGAUGAUUAUUAAUAGGAUAACCAGCUGAUAUAUAAAUAGAAAUGAAUGCAUAUAUACUUAUUAUUAUGUACGUUUAGUUUUCCUUCUAAAUUCACAAAGGAAAGUGAUAUAGAACAGAGAUUAUUUUAAUUAAUCAAUUAAAUUAACACACAUAUCGUAAUUAUUAAUUAAUAAUGGAAAAGAGAAGUGUGUUGAAUCUACCGAGAAUGAUCGGGAGUGAUUAUGAACUAGGUAAGGAAAUUGGCCAAGGCACAUAUGGUACUACUUACCUAUGUCGACACUUAAUAACCAAUGAAACUCUAGCUUGCAAGGUCAUCUCAAAGGCUAAUAUUACAACCCAGGUAAUUUUAUAAUAAUAAAUUAUACUAAUUAACUAUAUUAUGUAAUUAAAUAAUAAUAAUAACAAUGUAUCCUUAUAUAUAGGAGAAAAUCGAGAAUAUAUAUCGUGAGUUGACCAUCAUGAUGACAUUGUCGGAUCACCCGAACAUUGUGAAGCUAAAGGCAUUUCGUGAAGAUGAAGACUUCUUUUACUUUAUUAUGGAGCUUUGUGAGGGAGGCGAGUUGUUUGAUCGAAUUGAGGCUAAAGACUACUUGACCGAGGCAGAGGCAGCCCCUGUGGCUAAGAUGAUAGCCAAGGCAGUUUGUAUGUGCCAUGUGGCUGGGGUCAUACAUAGAGAUUUGAAGCCUGAAAACUUUUUGUUCCUUAACAACCAACCAGACUCGCCUCUCAAACUCAUUGAUUUUGGAUUUUCUGUGUUUUUUAAACCUAAUCAAAGGUUUUCAGAUAUAGUGGGGACUCUGUCUUAUGUAGCUCCGGAAAUGUUGAGCCAAUGGAAGCGUCAUGGACCAGAAGUGGAUAUUUGGAGUGCUGGAGUUAUCAUUUACAUUAUGUUAUGUGGUCAUUUCCCAUUUUAUCUUAAUUCAGAUUUAGAUUUUGAUAAAACUACUCAGACAACUUGUGCUAUUUUAAAAGGAGACAUAGACUUUGAAACACAACCGUGGCCUCAAAUUUCUGAGAGUGCUAAGAGUCUUAUUAGGCAAAUGCUAGAGCGUGAUCCAAAAAAGCGUUUGACUGCUCAACAAGUGCUUGGUAAUUACUAAUCUAUGCAUAUAUAUUUUUUGUUUUGUAAUGUGUCUUUCUAAUUAAUUUUAUUUUCUUAAUUAACUUUAUUAAUAUUGGUUAUUAUGUUUAUUAUUGCAGAGCACCCUUGGAUUCGAAAUGCAUAAAAGUACCAAAUGAUACUACUUUUCUUUUUGGUCUAUCCAUGGCAUGGAUAAUAAAGAGUUCAAUUCAAGAUGAUGAAGACGAAAAUAUACUCUUGUCUUAAUUAAUAAUCAUUUACUGUUAUGUAUAUUUAUAUUUUAUCACCCUUUGUUUUAUUUGUAUUAAUAUUGAUUAUUUCACAACAUUCUAUUUCGUUUGCAGCAUUUAUUUCAACUUCAACUUUUUAUUUAUUCAUACAUGUAUGUGUGUUUUUCUACUUAAUUAAUUAAUUUCUGUACAAUUACAAC
Messenger RNA from Cannabis sativa, 1616 nucleotides. RefSeq names its product calcium-dependent protein kinase 10-like. Gene Ontology annotation, biological process: peptidyl-serine phosphorylation; intracellular signal transduction; protein autophosphorylation. Gene Ontology annotation, cellular component: cytoplasm; nucleus. Lineage: Eukaryota; Viridiplantae; Streptophyta; Magnoliopsida; Rosales; Cannabaceae. The record is from RefSeq and is a predicted model, not a curated record. Gene Ontology annotation, molecular function: calcium-dependent protein serine/threonine kinase activity; ATP binding; calcium/calmodulin-dependent protein kinase activity. The transcript has a single exon. Bases 564 to 1205 code for a protein of 213 amino acids.